GCAUGCAUAUGCUGCAGGCGAGACGAGGAAGGGCAUACCAGUAGUAGCCAAAAGAGUGGGGAGCCCCCCACAUGCUCACUAUUCUAUCUAUCUAUAUAAAUAUGUAUAAUAUAUGAUUGGAGUGUGCCCUCGAUAGGUAAAUGCUUGAGCUUGGGGCCCUUUCAAAAAACACCCUUCAUAUCUUUUUUAAUUUUUUUUUCUUAAUUCAUUUGGAGCGGUUCACGCACUUCUACACGCACAGCUAGUCAGCUACCUUCAAAUUCAAUUCAUAUAUUUAUAUGUAUAAGAGAGAGAGAGAGAGAGAGAGAGUGGACGCAUGCACAUUGCUGCCUAACCACCUGCAAGGUAGCUGUAGGAAUGCAUAGCAUCAUGCUGAUCAUGCGGGAGUAGUAGCAGUAGUAAUAGCAUUACCCCCGCGCAAUAUCUCUCUCGACACUACGAUAGUCUACAGAGGGAGAGAGAGAGAUCCCUGAUGAUCAUGUUGCUUUGGGUAGAUCGAGUCGUGCAAGGGUACGUGCGUAGAAUGGCUGGUAUGAGAUCCUUGCUGUUAUUGUAUGCGUUAUCCAUAAUUACGAUUAUUAGUGCUAGUUGUAGUGUUGCAUCUGCUUUGCCCAAACAACAAGUUCUGGAUCGAAUAUCGGCGCUCCCCGGUCAACCGCCGGUGAAAUUUUCCCAGUUUUCCGGCUACGUCACCGUCGAUGAGCAACAAGGCCGAUCUCUCUUUUACUGGCUCACAGAAUCUCCCUCGAAUCCCCAGAAGAAGCCUCUUCUUCUUUGGCUCAAUGGAGGACCGGGGUGUUCAUCAGUGGCAUAUGGAGCUUCGGAGGAAAUUGGGCCAUUUCGAAUUAAAAGAGGCGGUCUAUCCCUUUAUCUCAACAAGCAUUCUUGGAACAAAGAGGCAAAUGUACUGUUUGUGGAAUCACCAGCGGGGGUUGGAUUCUCAUACACCAACACAACCUCCAAUCUCAAAGAUACCGGAGAUGAAAGGACUGCCGAAGAUGCUCUAAUUUUUCUGAGAAGAUGGAUGUCCAGGUUUCCUCAAUACAAACACAGACAAUUCUACAUUGCUGGAGAGAGUUAUGCAGGCCAUUACAUUCCCCAGUUGGCAAAGAAAAUAUAUGAUUACAACAAGCCAUUUUCCCAUCCCAUCAUCAAUCUCAGAGGAUUCUUGGUGGGGAAUGGAGUAACAGAUAACUACUAUGACAGCAUUGGAACGGUGACGUAUUGGUGGAGCCACUCCAUUAUAUCCGACACCACCUACCACCGCAUCCUCAGCUACUGCAAUUUCUCCGCCGACCUUCCUUCCCGUCAGUGCAACCACAUCCUCAAUUACGCAAUGAACCGCGAGUUCGGUGAUAUCGACCAAUACAGCAUUUAUACACCCUCUUGUGCCACUACUACUGUUAACAUUAUUAAUAAUAAUUAUCCCACAUUAAGAAGGUUUAUGGAACUUAAGAAGAAGAAGAAGAAGAAGUACUUAAGCAGCAGCAGUAGUAAUGGAGGAGAAGUGUUAUUUCGUGGAGGAUAUGAUCCUUGCACCCAGAAUUAUGCAGAGAAGUAUUUUAACAGGGAAGAAGUGCAGAGGGCAAUGCAUGCGAACUCAAGUGGGAUAAUUCCCUAUAGGUGGACGCCAUGCAGUGACGUUCUCACUAAGAACUGGAAGGAUUCUCAAGAUUCAAUGUUGCCCACUUACUCCUACCUCAUUGCUGCUGGUCUCCGAAUCUGGCUUUUCAGUGGAGACACAGAUUCAGUGGUACCCGUGACAGCCACAAGGCUUUCCCUCAGCCAUCUCAACCUCACCAUAAAAACUCCAUGGUAUCCAUGGUAUUCUGGCCCCCAGGAGGUAGGAGGAUGGACAGAGGAGUACCAAGGGCUGACAUUUGCAACAGUGAGGGGGGCGGGCCACGAGGUUCCACUGUUUCAGCCAAAGCGUGCUUUUAUUCUCCUCCGCUCCUUCUUGUCCGGCAAACACUUACCACCUGCUCCAUCUCCCUCCUAGUCCCCUUUUAACUAAGAGACCUACCAACUUAAUCUACCUCCCUCCAUCACCUCCAUUCAUUAGUAUUCAUUCAUGCUGGCUAAUGUCCACUAUACCUGUAUUUAUAUAUAGGGAGAAAAUAAUUUUUUUCACAGGAUCAUUUAUGGAUAUACCCUUUCUGAGUUCA
This is a messenger RNA of Malania oleifera, 2165 nucleotides long. Its product is annotated as serine carboxypeptidase 24. Lineage: Eukaryota; Viridiplantae; Streptophyta; Magnoliopsida; Santalales; Ximeniaceae. The transcript has 8 exons. The record is from RefSeq and is a predicted model, not a curated record. Gene Ontology annotation, molecular function: serine-type carboxypeptidase activity. Gene Ontology annotation, cellular component: vacuole. The coding region runs from base 473 to 1999 and encodes 508 amino acids. Gene Ontology annotation, biological process: brassinosteroid mediated signaling pathway; proteolysis.